Molecule: messenger RNA, 402 nt
Organism: Ostreobium quekettii
Lineage: Eukaryota; Viridiplantae; Chlorophyta; Ulvophyceae; Bryopsidales; Ostreobiaceae
Source: the annotation of a GenBank genome assembly
AUGGAACAAUAUCAUAUUGGGAGCGAGGCAACUUUCAGUGCAUUGCUCAGUACUCAGUUCCAAGCAAAGAUUGCUCAGGCGUGCAAUUUCAUGCAUUUCAGGGGACCAGAAACGCUCAUAAGCAAUCCUGAAAGGUGUAACGCCCAGCCUGGCACAUCCCAUCGGCCGCCAAACCAGCCGCGUUCUGAAGCUCAGUGCAUUCACUCUCUGCGCCCUUCUUCGCCUCUGCGCACCAUACAGAUCAGCCGCCCAGCCAAGCCGCCGCAAGUCCUUGUCUGCGCCCAGCCACCCGACGGCGUUGAAUCUGGCCGCUCCGCCCAGGUUCUGCACACCCAAACUCGCCGCUGUCGGUCAAGCUUCAUGCACGCAUCACCCGUACCAAAUAAAUUUUCGAGAUCAUAA